Sclerotinia sclerotiorum 1980 UF-70 is the source of this 1137-nucleotide messenger RNA. RefSeq names its product sterol 24-C-methyltransferase. Gene Ontology annotation, biological process: ergosterol biosynthetic process. Gene Ontology annotation, molecular function: sterol 24-C-methyltransferase activity. Gene Ontology annotation, cellular component: endoplasmic reticulum. The record is from RefSeq and is a predicted model, not a curated record. The transcript has 3 exons. The coding region runs from base 1 to 1137 and encodes 378 amino acids. NCBI's taxonomy places the organism in Eukaryota, Fungi, Ascomycota, Leotiomycetes, Helotiales, Sclerotiniaceae.
AUGGCUGCAACCAGACUUGAGAAUGAGGAUCACUCCCGCGAUGCCGCUUUCAACAAAGCAAUGCAUAAGGAUUCCGCCAAUGCUGAGGGUGGUUUCCGUGCUAUGAUGGGGAAAGAUUCCUCAGCUCAAAAAGCGGCUGUUGAUGAAUACUUCAAGCAUUUUGACAACAAGACUGCCAAGGAUGAAACCAAAGAGGAUAGAGAUGCAAGAGUCGCUGAAUAUGCUACUUUGACAAGACAUUACUACAAUCUCGCGACCGAUCUUUACGAAUACGGAUGGGGACAAUCUUUCCAUUUCUGUCGUUUCGCAUACGGUGAACCUUUCUAUCAAGCCAUUGCCCGUCACGAACAUUACCUCGCGGCCAAGAUUGGUAUUAAGGAUGGCGACAAAGUUCUCGAUGUUGGAUGUGGUGUUGGUGGGCCCGCGAGAGAGAUUGCUAAGUUCACUGGAGCACAUAUUACUGGGUUGAACAACAAUGAUUAUCAAAUUCAACGUGCAACCCGAUAUGCGCAAAAGGAGGGUAUGGCAGAUCAAUUGAAGUUUGUUAAGGGAGAUUUCAUGCAAAUGUCUUUCCCAGAAAACUCCUUCGAUGCUGUCUACGCAAUUGAAGCCACUGUUCACGCACCAUCCCUCGAGGGUGUCUACUCCCAAAUUUUCAAGGUUCUCAAGCCAGGUGGAACCUUUGGUGUCUACGAAUGGCUCAUGACUGAUAACUACGAUAAUGACAACGAGCAUCACCGUAACAUUCGUCUCGGUAUCGAGCUGGGUGACGGAAUCUCAAAUAUGGUCAAGAUUUCCGAGGGUAUCGCCGCCAUCAAAGCCGCUGGUUUCGAACUUGUACUCCACGAGGAUUUGGCCAAGAGACCAGAUGCUACCCCCUGGUAUUACCCUUUAGCCGGUGACUUCAAACAUAUGGGUACCAUUGGAGAUUUCUUCACUAUUGCUCGUAUGACCAAGACUGGUAGAGGAAUAGUACACAAAUUUGUUGGUGUUUUGGAGUAUUUGAAAUUGGCACCACAAGGAACACAAAAGACAGCUGAUUCAUUAGCUGUGGCUGCUGAUUGUUUGGUUCAAGGUGCCAAGGAGGAUUUGUUCACACCUAUGUAUUUGAUGGUUGCUAGAAAGCCUUUGGCUUAA